GCUGGCCAAUUUUUUGUGUGACACGGUGACAGGAAAAUACAGCGUGUUUUAUAUGUUCGUUCAUGGGUAUUCUUUCAUUUUUCCUACUGUAUAUAUCUUGAUUGACGUCCAGGCACCUUUGUAUAAGUAUGUUAAGUGAAAAAAGAACUUCACGAGUUCCCAGGCCUUUGUGAAACCCAAAUUGCGUAUCAUUUUACCAGUACCAGUUUAUGAUAUAGGUACAAGUACAUAUUCUAACAGAACAUAUUCAUAUAGGUACAAGUGUACAUGUACAACUAUACGCUUUCAGUCGAAGGUACUAGGGACCAUAACAAAUGCACCUUCUUGGUUUAUACCAAACAGGGAAAUCCGAGACGAUCCCAAGUAGGCACAGUUAAGGAAAUAGUAAGUGAAUACAGCAGCCGCUAUUUGGUGGAAUUGAAAAACCACCCAAACAAUCUUGCACUAAUCCUGAUAGAUAAUAGUGAGCACUGAGCAGACUCGGAGACUGAAGAGCCACAAACCACUGGAGCUACCGUAUAGGUUCUUAGGUUCUAAGCAGCAGUGAAGUGCAGUGAAGUACUUAGCGUUAAAGGCACAUUUCAAUAAUCUAAGAGACUAUUGGAGUUUUUGUUAUCACUGGAUAACAGAUCUAAAUUUAUACAUAGGUACACCCUUUUGUACAAACAAAAAAACAUGUUUGUAAUUUUUAUGUAUGGAUUCACUCACCAUAGAUAAAACCCUUAUUCACCACCAACCCUUCUUCUAUACCUCUAUGUACGUUUAGUUUAAAAAUAUUUACCUUAUUUUAACUUCGCCAAAAAUUAAUAAGUAAACGUCUAUGAGGCAGUUAACGUGUUAAAAUAGUUUAGUACCGCGAAAUUGCGAGUAAUUAAGUUCCAGGAACUUCCUUGACACGUUCUUGUGUUGAGUUAAAUAUCUACUUUUAAUGGUUACGCAUUUAACAAAAGGCAUGGUUUUUGAAAAUUCAAAAGCCCCUCAUAAAUUUCUCUUACAACAUAAUGGACUUACAACUGAGCGACAAGUCUAAUUGUGGAAAUGAAGUACUUUUUUGAAAUGUGUGUGAUAAAGUAAUUUGUCUUGUCUUGUCAAUUGUGUAUUAUUCCGAAUUUCGAGAUAAGUUGUAACGAACGAGGUUUCCGUAAUAUGGAACCAUAUGUGUGCUUUUUGACCAUCGAGAUUCAAUGGACAAAAGGAUAAAGGAUUUAACUUUCUACUUCUGGAUAGAAGGAAGGGGUAGAAGGAAACUACGAUGCUCCGAAGAUUUCAAUUUCAUUUCAGUGUUUCAGAUUCUAAUUAACGCUCAAACAAGCAAUACGUUACGUACCCUUGUGCUAAGUGCUAAGAAGAAGAAGCCGUUUCAGUUUCAACUCUUCACUCUUCAAAAGACGUAUCUUUGCUAUUGCUACUUGCUACGAAAGUAGCUAUCGGUUAAUAUGGAAGAAACAUAUAAAAGAAGUGAAAUUUGGUUACAUUUCUCACCUUCAUCUGAUGGGAAGGCCAAGUGUAAUAUAUGUGGAAUAAUAUAUUCCUAUAAAGGCGGUUCAACGUCAAAUUUGAAGAAACACAUAUCAAUCAAACAUCACACCUUUUUAAAUAAACAUGCUAGUUCCAAUACAGGUGCAUCAUCAUUGAAACGAUUAAAGCCAAAUGAUGAUGAAGAUGCUCAAUCCAUUGCUUCAACUUCAAGUCAGAUUACGACGCUAACAAGUGUAUCUGAAUCUGCAUUGCCUUUGUCGUCUAAAAAAUUAAAACAACCCUCUCAAACAUCAAUAUUAAGUCACCUAAAUAGACCUUGUUCACUACGACGACAGCAAGAACUCAAUGACUUAAUUUUACAUAUGAUUGUACAUGAUUUGCAACCAAUUUCAUUUGUUGAAAAUGGCGGAUUCAGGGACCUAAUGGCGGGCGUUGAACCAUCUUAUGUCAUUCCCAGUCGUUUUACAUUUACCUAUUCAUUUUUGCCCCAAAAAUUCAGCCAAAAAACUGAAAAGUUGAAAGGUUUGUUGUCCACCGCUAGUUCAGUUUCCAUUACCACCGAUGGUUGGACUGCUCAACACAGUCAAACGAGUUAUUUAGCUUAUACAGUCCAUUUCAUUACAAAAGAUUGGACGCUUUAUUCCACUCUAUUAAAAUGUCAUCAGUUUGAUGAUAGUAAAACCGCGCAACAUUUAAAAGAUGACUUAUACAGUGUUGUGAAUGAAUGGGAUAUCUUAGAAAAAGUCUUCUCGGUAACUUCAGAUAAUGCUUCAAAUAUCAAGGCAGCAAUAAAGUUGACUGAGUGGGGUCACAUUGGAUGUUUUGCUCACACGAUUAAUUUAAUUGUUCAAAGUGGGUUAGAAAUUUCUGAUGUGUCCCCAUUACGAAAAAAAGUUAAGGCGAUAGUAGAGUACUUUCAUAGAAGUACAAAAGCUAACACUAAAUUUAAGGCUAUGCAAGGUCAGAUGAAUGAGGGUCAAAGAUCAUUAAAAUUAAAAAACGAUGUAGCGACCAGAUGGAACUCUACAUAUUUUAUGAUUGAGCGUUUUCUAAAAGUUCGCGAGCCUCUAACUGCAACUAUAGGAAUUCUGCAGAUUCCUGUAGAACUGUUGACGGAAUCCGAAUGGGUUGCUUUAAAAGAAAUGUGUUGCGUUUUAAAGCCGUUUGAACAGCUCACUACAGAGAUGAGUGCAGAACAAAAUGUAACCUUAUCGAAGGUAAUUGUCAUUGUAAAGGGCCUGCUUUCAGCUGUCCAUAAAAUUGAACAGAGUACAACAAGUGACAAAAUUAAGAAUCUUAUCUAUCAUUACGAAAAAGAGAUAGGGACAAGAUUCGGUUCUGCUGAAUCAAACACUUUAAUGGCAAGAUGUGCUUUUUUUGGAUCCAAGGUUCAAAACCAAAGUGUUUGAUUCAGACUAUAACUCCAAUAGUACCAAAGAGCAUAUUCAACAUGAGGUAGCUAAACUAAUCAUUUCGGAACGACGGUCGGAAGAUAUUAUUCAUGACCAUGACAAUGACGAAGUGAAUACCGGAGAAGAAACGGCCGCAUAUGACGAUCAAAAUUUAGUUUGGGAAGACUUUGAUAAGGCCGUAGAGACACCAAAAGACAUCGACUCAAAAGCAGCAGCAAUCAUCGAAGUAAGGGCAUAUUUAGCCGAAAGUCUAAUUCCUAGAAAAGAAAACCCUCUGGAAUGGUGGAAAACCAGAGCUUUCUUAUAUCCGCAUUUAGCGCAAUUGGCCAAAAAAUAUUUAUGCAUAAUGUCAACAUCAGUACCAUCAGAGAGGGUAUUUUCAACGGCUGGUCAAUUAAUUUCUGACAGAAGAAAUCGAUUGACCGGAGAAAAUGUGGAAAUGAUAAUGUUUCUACAUGAAAAUGAAAAUCUUUGAUUUUACAUGUACGACAUUGUUUUUAUAUAUUUUAUUGUUUCAUUAUAUCAUAUUCUUUUUCUUCUUAAAGUGCCCUCUCCUUUGAAGGUAAAGGUUGGCUACUACAAUUUUAUUGCAAACUCUUGUCUGUCUCGUAUCAGUUCUUAUUAGCUAUUCAAAAUUUAGCCCUGUCCAUUGUCGGAUGUUUCUUAGCCACGAUAGUCUUUUCCUUCCUAGGCCUCUCUUUCCCUCGAUCUUUCCUUUCACUGUCAGUUGAGCAUAUAUAUUAGUGCUUAUUCUUUCUCAGUACAUAUGUAGCUUAGGUAUGAUGUUUUUCUAACUUUCACUGUGUUGUUGAAAAGUUAUCGUGCUUUGCAUAUUCCGUGCAGCACUUCUUCGUUUGAGGUAUGCGAUGUCUAACAAAUUUUGAGAAUUCUCCGGUCGAUCCACAUGUCAAAGGUCUCCAAUUUAUUAAUGGUUGCAGUUUUAAGGAUCCACAUUUCAACUGCAUAGAAUAGAGAAGAGUCAACCAAACGUAGGUUUUUGAUAAACGUAGUAGAAUUUCGAAUUUAUUUCGAGAAUCAUAUAGCAGUCUUUUAACUUUUUCGAAAGAUUUUCUGGCCUGUUCUAUUCUAGAUCUUAUUUCUAGAUUAGGAUUUAGACUGCUAUCGAUCCAAUAACCCGAGGUACUUAAAUUAAAUGACCUCUUCUGUCCGUUUAUUGUACAAGGUUGAGGUAAAAUCGCCUCCAUAUUUCUAUCGCAUAUUACAUUAGUACAGUUAAAAUAAUUAGACGAUAAAUAUGAAUCAAGAGAAAUUAAACUUUUUCAACUUUUAAGUUAAGGACAAAAAGAAAGGUCAUUAGCGGAACCGAAUUCAAAAUUAUUCUGUACAUCGUAUUUGAAGCAUUAUUUGGUGAGAACACCUCAUUUUUUGUUGUACUAAACCUCUACCUCUGUUGUUGUACUAAACAUUGAUAUAAUUUUAAUACAUCGAACUGCUCUGCGUACAGACAAAUUAAAAUUUUCAAAUUUUUAAAAUUGUUUUGGUCAAAUUGCGUUAAGGGAACGGGUACGAACUUUCGGUUUCAAUGCUAUUUAAAUGGGAUUCAUUUUUUUCGAAUCCUGAGAAAACUAAGUAAUAAUUAUUUUUGAAAAAUUGAAACGCAGAAUGAAAGAUUACGUUAUUACCGAAGGCGAAGUCCCUGAAAACUUCUAUAAUGUUUAUUUUAAUAAGUUACAAGGGUGAAAAAAAAAGAGAAAAUUUGGUGUGAUUUUUAAUUUCAAAUAUCUCAUCCAAAAGAAACUAUAUUCAUUCUAAGGGACUUUCGGCUCUCGGUAAUAAAGUAAUCUUUUAUACGAGUACUGCGUUUAAAUUUUUCAAAAAUACUUAUUAGUUUUCUCAAGAUUCGAAAAAAAUGAUUACAUUUAAAAUGCAUUGAACAUUUUGACAGGCGUCAAAAUUUUGCAUUUUCUUUCUUUCCCCUUAAUAAAUUUUUUAAUGAACUAUCCAUCCGUAAAUGGUUUGUUAUGUUAAGCAAUCUAUUUUGAAAUAUUUGAUUACUUAAUGCUGAAUUGCGUUCUUUACAUUUUUUAAAAGCGCUUUGUUGUCCGUCUAAUGAUUUUUGUAAAGAGCCAAUUUUAUUUUGUCUGAACUGAGAUUCAAAUUUAUCACAUUCACUUUUGUGUUUCAUGUAGGUGUGAGACAAGCUAAUUUCUUUGAAUAGGUACUCUUAUAGAUUCUUUGCAAAUUAAGCAUAGUGCUUUAAUAAAAUUAUUAAUAAAGAAAUUAACUUUUCAUUAAAUUCACACUUUUUCUCAUUAAUUUUUUUUUCUGUUGCAUUUUAUUUAUUUUUUCUAUGAUAAGACCUGAAUUAUUUUACCAAAUUAAAAAUAACUUGUAUUUCUCAUUAAGUAUCUACUGUUGUUGUAGUGAAAUACACCUUCCCAUUAUUCUGUUAGCCCGCAUUUUUGUCAUCGGCCACAUUUCGGCACGACACUAAGUUUUUUGAUUUUUUCUAAAAUUAUAUUGAUGCUUUGGCGGGCCCUCAAAAAGAGGAUAGCAUGCGGCCCGCGGGCCAAAGUUGCCGACCCCUGCAUAUUGUAUCGUAUUGUAUUAUUAUUAUUGUAUUAUAUUGUAUUAUUGUAUUUUAUUGUAUUGUAUUAUAUUAUUGUAUUUUAUUGUUUUUAUUUUUGUAUUAUAAAUAGCUUAAAUAAAAAUAAAAAACUUAAAA
Messenger RNA from Diabrotica virgifera virgifera (western corn rootworm), 5577 nucleotides. RefSeq names its product E3 SUMO-protein ligase ZBED1-like. The transcript is spliced from 3 exons. The coding region runs from base 1437 to 2888 and encodes 483 amino acids. The record is from RefSeq and is a predicted model, not a curated record. NCBI's taxonomy places the organism in Eukaryota, Metazoa, Arthropoda, Insecta, Coleoptera, Chrysomelidae. Gene Ontology annotation, molecular function: DNA binding.